Trichoplusia ni (cabbage looper) is the source of this 2181-nucleotide messenger RNA. RefSeq lists its product as uncharacterized. The record is from RefSeq and is a predicted model, not a curated record. The transcript is spliced from 5 exons. NCBI's taxonomy places the organism in Eukaryota, Metazoa, Arthropoda, Insecta, Lepidoptera, Noctuidae. Bases 1 to 1941 code for a protein of 646 amino acids.
AUGGUGUAUCUAAAACACCAUCAUAGGUUGCGUAAAGCAUUAUCGCCCAUUUGGAAGGGCCCAUACAAAAUUAUAAAGGUGCAUAACAAGCACAACGUCACUCUUCAACUAUAUCUUAAUCUAUUUAUAUUCUAUUUCAGAAUUUUAAGCUGCCAAGUCAUCUCAGGCCUUAGCCUCGUCGAGUCGAAUAUUAUACCAAUUUAUCAUAGUCCAGGAAUUUAUUUCGAGCCUAUUUCUAAUAUAUUUUUUUAUAAUGAUAAUUGGAAAAUUGUAACCCAUAUAGAUAUUAUCUCGCUUGAACCGUAUCUUAAGAAUAUAGAAAAAGUUUUAACCAAUUCUAUCGACCUUUGUAAGAAAAUUCAAUCUGAAGACGUAGAUUCUUGUAAGGAUAUUUCUAACCCUAUUGAAAUCUUAACUAUGUCAAACUACGUUAAAUUAGAGUCACUAUCACAUAUUAUUGCUAAAAAAUCAAAUAAAACUAAAAGGUCUCUAGAAUUUGGAGGCGAAAUCCUAAAGUUCUUUUUCGGCACACUAGAUGCUGACGAUGCCCGAAAAUAUGACGCCGCUAUCGAAUCUUGCAAGAAGAGCGAGACAGAAAUGUUCCACCUUAUGAGGGACAAUAUUCAUGUGGUUAAAUCAUGGUUCUUGUUAUUUCUAUGGGUUAAAUCAACGAUAAAUAAUUUUAAUAAAACUAUUGACAAUCUAAAUAGAAACGAGAUUAGACUCAAUAAUCAAAUUAAUAACAUUAAUAAAAUAUUUUCUCAAAUUACUAAAAAUGAUGAUAUCCUCUUCUACACCUCUAAACUAAAUAACCUUCUUAAUAUAAUCGAAGGAUCUUUACUAACCAUUUCUAGCCUACUAGAUACUACAUUAAAUUCUAUUUUAUUUUCUAAAAUUAAUAUACUACAUCCUAGCGUACUUAGUAAUUUAAGGCUCUUUAACGAGUUAUCUAAAUAUAAUAAUUAUAUUAAUAAGCGACAAGACUUCCCGAUCGCGUUAAGCAUAGAAAACAUUCAUUCACUAAUUGACGUUUCUAAACUUAGUUCUUACUAUUUUAAUAACAAAAAUGUAUUUGUGUUGCAAAUUCCAUUAGUUACUCCUGAUAAAUUCAUUGUUUAUAAAAUCCUACCUCUACCUAUUCCUCAUGACGAUUUAUCGAAGACAUUUGCGUUGAUUAUUCCUACUAAUACUUAUAUCGCUUUAAGUGACGACAGAUUACAUUACGUUAUGCUGGACACUCUUGAUAAAUAUAAACAAAUUAAUCAUAACUAUUCUAUUUGCGAAUUAACUACUGUAUAUUCACCGUGUUUCGGAAGGCACGUUAAAUUGUGGGUCCCGGCUUCAACAUUAAGUAACCCAAAUUGCGAAUCCAAGUUACUGACCGAGGUCACACUUUCGAUGCCUCCAGACUGUAACUCAAAAAUAUUAUAUGGCGAAAUCGAUAUUUGGCAAAAGCUACAAAAUAAUCGAUGGAUUUAUGUACAGUCAAGGUCAACGAAAUUAACUAUAAGAUGUAAUGACGACAUUAAUGAUUAUUCUCUAACAGGUACAGGUAUUGUCAAACUGUCGACGAAUUGUAUUGGUUAUUCUAAAACUAUUCAAUUAAACCCAACUAUGUCUUAUUCUUUUAUGGUGAAGUCGCCCCUAGAUAUAAGCUUUGAUAUAACAGCUGAUGAUUGUUGUAAAAAGGACGUAUUUAAUAAAAGCUUGUUAUCAUUAGAACCAAUCCACUUAAGUAAUAUAAACUUAGACUCAUUAAAACACGCAAGUCGUGAAAUGGAUAAUUUAGAAAGCCAAAUAAAUAAUUUAGAGAAAGAAUCGCAUUUAAAGUCUAUAAUAAUUUUAAGAGUACUUCUCGUUCAGGAUGCUGUGUUCAAAUAUUUAAUCAUUGCUAUAACAAUACAGAAACUAAAUCUAAGUUUUCAAAUGCAAUUGAAAUGACAGAAGUGCCUUCUCCUGAAUCUGUGGAGGCCAUACAGCCCUAUCAAACAACAGCUGUUAUACAUAAUCGUAAGUUCCCAUCUAAUAGGAACUGAAAUAAUUAUUAGUUACUAAUUUCCUUAUUUUAAUAAUUUUAUGUUACUUAUUUAGCAUACUUUUAUAUUGACUCUAUGUUUUAGUUGUAUUUAUAUACACACAUUUUACAUUGUUUACUAAUUUCUUAUUUUUCAAUAUUUCAAU